Messenger RNA from Microplitis mediator, 9297 nucleotides. It is a transcript of the gene trio, whose product is annotated as triple functional domain protein. Gene Ontology annotation, cellular component: cytoplasm. NCBI's taxonomy places the organism in Eukaryota, Metazoa, Arthropoda, Insecta, Hymenoptera, Braconidae. The record is from RefSeq and is a predicted model, not a curated record. The transcript has 29 exons. Gene Ontology annotation, biological process: protein phosphorylation; axon guidance. Bases 244 to 9084 code for a protein of 2946 amino acids. Gene Ontology annotation, molecular function: ATP binding; protein kinase activity; guanyl-nucleotide exchange factor activity.
UUAUAGUUGGCAGUGGGAGUUGAAGACUCGGAGAAGAUGGCAGAAGAUGAUAUACUCCUCGCGUUGCUCGCAUGACUUUACGCCGCCAAUGGAACAAUAUGAACCGUGACGUUAUUUAUUCUGCAAAUCUGAGUGUUUUACAUCAUCACUCCAAGGAAUACCGAUGUAUUAGUACUUUAAGGAUCAGAUUUACGCAGUUAUUUUUGUUUUUAAAGAAAAUUCAUUAGAAAAAAAGCUUUAACAAUGGACGGAACGCGUGCAGCAGAAGUUUUACCUUUGCUAGAAGAGCGGUUGGCAAUAUUACCAGGUGGACGUGAUCGCCGUGGCGGUCCUGUCUUAUUAUUUCCUACAACAUCAAGAAGAGAACGUGCUAAACCAGAAGAUUAUCGUCGCCUGCUUCAAUAUCUUCUAGCUAUUCCUAAUGAUGAAGCUCGAGGACUUCGUUUUACUGUGAUUGUUGACAUGCGAGGAGCCACGUGGGACUCCGUUAAACCGAUUUUAAAGGUUCUACAUGAGCAUUUUCAUCGUUCUGUUCAUGUUGCAUUUAUCAUAAAACCAGACAAUUUUUGGCAAAAGCAACGUACUUCAUUGGCAAAACAGAAAAAGUACAACUUUGAGAUAAACACGAUAAGCUUGGAAGCACUGACAAAAGUAAUUGAUCCAUCUCAAUUAACCGCAGACUUGGAUGGAUCUCUGCAAUACGAUCAUGCUCAAUGGAUAGACACACGUUUAGCAGUUGAAGAUUUUACUUGGCAAGCUGCUGAUUUACUUGAUCGUUUAGAUGAUCUUCAAGAGGAUCUUAGUCGUAACGAUUUUGCUGAUGACGUAGGUGGUGCUAAACACGGUAUUGAUCUUCAUAAUGAGAUGAGAAAGAAGAUAAUGAAAGUGCCGGUUGAAGAGGUUGAAGUUGUAGGCCAACGAUUGCUACAACGUUUUAAUCAUGGUAUAAGUGGAACUUCAAGUGAAGGAGGUAGUAUUGAGGGAGGUGCAUCAGGUGGUGUAGAUCCUGAUGGUCGUGCAUUAGCUGCUUUAGUCAUUAAACAUUUAGAUUCUGUUCACGCAGCACAACAGCAUCUUCUUCAACUUUGGCAUAUAAAGAAAACAAAAUUAGAUCAGUGUUUUCAACUUCGACUUUUUGAACAGGAUUGUGAAAAAAUGUUUGACUGGAUUUGUCACAAUAGAGAAGUUUUUCUUGCCAAUUAUGUUGAGAUUGGGCGAUCUUACCAGCUAGCAAAAAAUCUUCAAGAAGAGCAUAAACAUUUUACAAUGAGUUCUAUGAAUGUUUAUGUUAAUAUUAACAAAAUAUUAACAAUGGCAGGAAGACUUUUAGAAACUCAGCACUAUGCCGCUGGUCAUGUGAGGGCUGUAGCUAGUCGUUUAGAUCGUGCUUGGAAAGAAUUUGCUGCUGGACUUGAUGAACGGACUGCUGUUCUUAGUCUUAGUGUGGUUUUUCAUCACAAGGCCGAACAGUACGUUGACAGCGUGACGGGAUGGAGUCAAGCAUGCGAGUCGACAAAUCUGCCCAACGAAAUUGCAGUCCUUGAAUCUCAUAUACGACAACAUCAAACGCUGUAUGAAGCCAUGUGUCAAGCAUACACUGAGGUUUACAAUGCGUAUCAGGCCCUUUUGAGUGGUCUGGGUGCUAUGCUACAAGUUUGUCACAGCUCAAGUUCCACUGGAGUCAUCAGCAAUGAGAUUUUUCACAGCGAUUAUGUACACAGUACCAGUAAGAAGCUUCUUUAUCAACUGGAUCAUCUUGUUCAAGUCUGUAAUCAGCCUCAAGGGAUUGACCACUCCAACAGAAAACAUAGCCAAGAUGGUCAUGGAAUGGACAAUCGUGGUGGAAUGAGUGGAAACCCAGCCGCGGAUUACAGUGAGGGUGCAUCACAUGUGCUUGCGGUUAUUCAUCAAAUUUUAGGUCAUCAUAGAGCUUUAGAAGCUCGAUGGCAUGCUCGUAAAGUCAAAUUACAUCAGCGGCUUGCUUUAAGAUUAUUUCAAGAAGAUGUAAAACAAGUAUUAGAUUGGUUAACAAAUCAUGGUGAAGUUUUUAUUAGAAAAAAUACUGGAGUAGGAAGGAAUUUACAAAAAGCUAGAGUAUAUCAAAAAAGUCAUGAACACUUUGAAAAUGUUGCUCAGAAUACUUAUACCAAUGCAACAAAAUUACUUACUGCUGCUGAAGAACUUGCUCAUACUGGAGAAUGUGCAGCUGAUGAAAUAUAUGCCGUAGCUCAAGAGUUAGAACGGCACGUAAGUAGUUUUGCAACAAGAGUAGAACAAAGACGUCGUCGAUUAGAUUUAGCUGUUGUAUUUUAUACUCACGAAAAAGAGUUAAGCGGAUGGGUAGAUGAAUUACGUCAAGAAUUACAACAAGAUGAAGUUGCAGAAAAUUUAGAAACAGCAGAAAGACUUUUGGAUCAGUGCGCACAACACCGAGCAUCUUGUCUUGAAGCUUGUACUUCAACAAUAGCUCAGGGUGAAGCUCUUUUACAAGAACUUCGAGACUCAACUGAAGUUUCAGAUACAACAGGGUCAGUAAGUGCAGUAGAAGCAGCUCUCGACCGACUCGCAUUACUGCGCCAAGAGUUAGAAGAGCUUUGGGCCACUCGGAAACUACGAUUAGAACUUUGUUUACGUUUGCGCGUGUUUGAGAGAGAUGCGCUAGAGGCAAGUGGACAGCUUGAGAUGUGGGCUCAAGAGCUUCGGGGAUCACCCAGGGAAGGUUCACCUGAACAAUUACUUCGUGUUCACAAUGAUGGAGUAGCUCAUAUGCAAAAUACAGCAUUUCAAGUUUUACAGCAAGGUCAAGAACUAGCUCAAGUUUUAGAUCAAGCUGGGGUGUGUAUAAUGGCUGAUGGUCAACAUACUGCGACUGCUCGAGUUCAAGUUCUUUUAGAAUUUUUAAACGAACGAGAAAUGGAUGCUGAAGACUUGGCAGAAAUUCGGCGAGUACGGUUGGAACAAGCCGCUCAGUUAGUACAACUUCAAAGUGAUGCUCAGCAUGUUGCAAAUUGGAUUAGAAAUGGUGAAGCUAUGCUUUUGGCAUCACUCAGAGUUCCAGAAAAUUUAUCAGAUGCAGAACAAUUACGCUUAGAACAUGAACAGUUUCAAGUAGCUAUUGAAAAAACACAUACAUCGGCAGUUCAAGUUAAACAUAGAGCAGAUGCAUUAGUUGGUGCUAAUCAUUAUGAUCCUAAAAGUAUUCGCGAAGUUGCUGAAGAUGUAACAAAACGAUGGCAACAGCUUGUUACUUGUGCUGAAGAACGACACAAACUUGUAACUGCGAGUAUUAAUUUUUAUAAAACAGCUGAACAAGUAAGAUCUGUUUUAGAUAGUUUGGAACGUGAAUAUCGUCGUGAUGAAGAUUGGUGUUUUGGUGGAGAAAAAGGUAGUCAAGUACCAACGCUUGUUGGAAAACAUCAAGAACAAAAAGAAGCUUUUCUUAAAGCUUGCACACUUGUGCGACGAACAGCGGAAACAUUUUUAAAGUAUACAAAUAGAAGUUUGCAAUUUUAUAGUUAUAAAACUACAAGUGGUGGUUCUGAAAAUAAAGUUAAAAAUAUUCUUGAAGAAUUAUUAAGUAAAGAAAAUAAAGUAUUAGAACAUUGGACACAACGUAAAAAACGUUUAGAUCAUUGUCAUCAGUAUGUUCUCUUUGAACGUAGUGCUAAACAAGCUUUAGAAUGGAUUCGCGAAACCGGUGAAUUAUACUUAGCUACACAUAUAAAUGUUGGAAAAAAUCGUCUAGAAAAUGAACAGCUUCUCCAUGAACAUAAUGAAUUUAAAGGUGCAGCAAAAGAAACAAGAGAACGAGUGAAAUUAUUAAUACAACUGGCGGACAAUUUAGUAGAAAAAGGUCACGCUCACGCAACAGCAAUAAAACAAUCUGUUGCUGAAGUUGAUCAACGUUAUAAGGAUUUUAGUAUGCGCAUGGAUUGUUACAAAACACAAAUUGAAGAUGAUUUAGGAAUACAAUCUGAUGAUGGCCAAAAAGAUUUAUCAAUAGAUCGUAAUUCAGAUCCAUUGCUUGAAGAAAAAAUAAAAGGAAAAGAUUUAAAAGAAUUAAAUGAAGAAAAACGACGUUCUGCUAGACGAAAAGAAUUUAUUAUGGCUGAAUUAUUGCAAACAGAACGAACUUAUGUGAAAGAUUUAGAAACAUGUAUUCGAUGUUUCUUAGAAGAAACAAGAAAUGGCCGUGGUAAUGUUCCACCAGGAUUACAAAGCCGUGAAUCAAUAAUAUUUAGUAAUAUGGAAGAGAUUUAUCAAUUUCAUAGUGAUAUAUUUUUACGUGAACUUGAAAAAUAUGAAACAAUGCCAGAGGAUGUUGGUCAUUGUUUUGUUACUUGGGCUGCUAAAUUUGAUAUGUAUGUUAUGUAUUGUAAAAAUAAACCAGAAAGUAAUCAAUUGUUAGUGGCUCAUGGAGGACUUUGGUUUGAAGAUUUACAAAGAAAACAUCGUGUUGAGCAUCCAAUAGCUGCAUAUCUUAUAAAGCCAGUACAGAGAAUUACCAAGUAUCAGUUAUUGCUCAAAGAUUUACAGGCUUGUUGUCAAGAAGGACAGGGAGAAAUAAAAGAUGGACUUGAAGUUAUGUUGAAUGUGCCUAAAAAAGCAAACGAUGCCUUACAUUUGAGUUUACUUGAAGGCUGCGAUGUUAGAAUCGAUGCACUUGGUGAUGUAGUUUUGCAAGACUCUUUUACUGUUUGGGAUCCUAAACAGCUCAUACGUAAAGGCAGAGAUCGUCAUAUUUUUCUUUUUGAGCUAUACCUUCUUUUUAGCAAAGAAGUUAAAGAUUCUGCAGGAAAGGUCAAAUAUAUUUAUAAAAGUCGUCUAAUGACCUCAGAACUUGGUGUAACUGAACAUAUUGAAGGUGAUGAAUGUAAAUUUGCUGUAUGGACUGGUCGUGCACCAACUAGUGACACAAGGGUUGUUUUGCGUGCAAAUUCGUUAGAAGCAAAACAACUUUGGGUUAAACGUUUACGUGAAGUGAUACAAGAAACUUACUUUAGUUUAAGUAUGCCUAAGAGUCCAGCUAAAAAGAGUUCAAGCCAGAGAUCAAGUCGUGAUUUAGAAGAAUGUGCAUCCCUUGAUGACAGUGUCGAAAAUUUGGAUAGAAAUUCAUUGGCAUCAUUUGGAUCAACAAAUACAACAGAUUCAGAUAAGACAGGUGUAACCGAAAUGACUUGGGUGGUAGCUGAUCACGCAGCUACACCAGGUUCUCGAGAGUUAAGUGUUACAAAAGGUCAACAGGUUGAAGUGUUGGAGAAUGGAAGUAUACAUUCUGGAAAUAGUAAUACGAGCGAAUGGACUUUAGUACGGUUACCUUUAGCACCAGGUCAAACUGAACCACCAGCUGAAGGUUUAGUACCUACUAGUGCACUUAAACAACCCCCUACAACAUCUUGUAAAACUUCACCAUCUAGAAAGGCACCUUCUCAAACUAAUGUUCCGAUUGCUCAACAAUCUAUUACUCAAGAAGAUACUGACACCGGUGGGAGCGACGGGAAUGGAUCAGCUAGUACAAGCUCACCAGGAAACCGGAGGCGUGGUUUUAGUGGAAGAAAAUGGUUGCCACAACAAUUUCGGAAACUUAGUCAGGGUAAAGUUGAAAAAUCAGGAGAUCGGCCAUCAGCACUUAAAAAGACUGGUUCUGAUAAAAGAUUUAAAUUGCCAACCGGCGACAAAUCAGGCCGUACUGUUUCUGAAGGUGAAGAAGAAGAGGAGGAAGUUGAAUGUGAUGACAGUGAAACGCCACCAUUUUUGGAACAAAACGGUGGAGAAGAUGCUGAAGAUGAUUUUGAACUACCACCUCCCAUGAAACCUAUUACUGAACCAAUACUAGUAGCCUCUGGAAAUGGUCCUCCAGGAUCUACUGUUCCUGAUGAAUUACCUGGGAAAAGAACAACUGAGCGAUCAAUAAAAAGUUUGGAUGGUGCUACAACUGCUGAUCUAGCUGAGAUUGAGCAAAUUGUCAAAGAAAGAAUGGAACAACAUACAGAAAAUCAAGAACGAAAUAGUUUAAUGAGAACACCAGGACGCCCGUCGUCUACAGAUGAUAGUUAUAAUAGUUUAAGUGGACCGACAAUUUCUGAAGAAACAGAUCCUGAAGCUGCAGCACUUGCAAAACGGCAAUUUGUCAUUAGGGAGUUGGUCGACACAGAACGAGAUUAUGUAAAUGAUUUAAAGCAUAUUGUUGAGGGAUAUAUGCUUCCCAUGAGAGAUCCUGACAGUGAAAUACCUUUACCUGAGGAUCUUCGUGGUGGUAAAGAUAAGAUGAUAUUUGGUAAUAUUGAAGCAAUAUAUGAGUGGCACAGAGACUUUUUCCUCAAAGCUCUUGAACGUUGUUUAGAACGACCUGAAGAGCUUGGUCCAUUGUUCAAGAGAUAUGAAAGGAAGUUACAUAUGUAUGUUGUCUAUUGUCAAAACAAACCGGUCUCAGAGUACAUUGUUUCCGAGUACAUAGAUACAUAUUUUGAAGAAUUAAGACAAAAGCUUGGACAUCGUUUACAGCUUUGUGAUUUACUUAUAAAGCCGGUUCAAAGAAUUACUAAAUAUCAGCUGUUACUCCGAGAAGCUUUACGCUUGACUGAAAAAACUCAAAGAAUAUCAGAGAUUGAAGGACUUCGUGCAGCGGCACACGUAAUGCGAAUCAUUCCUAAAGCCGCUAAUGACAUGAUGGAUGUUGGUAGAUUGCAAGGUUUUGAUGGAAAAAUAACGGCACAAGGUAAACUUUUAUUGCAUGGACCUUUACUAGUUGCUGAAUUAUCAAGUGUGCCACAACGAGGACGUGAAUGGCAAGUUUUCCUAUUUGAGCAAAAUAUUAUUUUUAGCGAAGCGCUUGGCAAGAAAACUCAGUUUACAAACCCUGCCUAUGUAUACAAAGCUCACAUUCAGGUAAAUAAAAUGAGUCUAGAAAACUCAACAGAUGAUCCUGAAAAAUUUGUAAUUCGUUCAACGGAUCCAAGAAAACCUGGACUUGGUUUUAUAUGCAGUGUAAUAGAGGAUAAUGGACCCAGGAAACAAGAAUGGUUUGAUACAAUUACAGCAAUUCUACAAACCCAGCGAGACUUUCUUAAAGCGAUUCAAUCGCCAAUUGCCUAUCAAAAGGAACUUACCAAAGAUCCACUCCGUUCAACGACCCCGGAACCAGUUACUCGUGCCGCAGUAUCAGUACCACCAAUGUUGACAGUACCUGGUGCAAGCAAUAAAGAGCGAAGUAAUGAUCAUAGAAAGUCUCAAGCUGUUCAUCGAUCACACACAGGUGGUCUUGAAAAUUCACCACGUACUCCAUCACCAACCAAAAGCAAGCUGAAUUUCCUCGAGGGAUUUAGGAAUACUAUCACCCGGGCACGUUCACCUGUUCGCACCAAUUCCAUUCCGGUUGCGCCAGGAGCGCGUGUAAGACUUGCAGCAGAUUGGGGUAAGCUUCACGCCGGUGAUGAGCUUGUAGUCUCACAUCUAGAUGGUCCAGGAGUUGUUGUAUCACCCCUAGAUGCCAAAGAAGAGCUUUGGAUACCAGCAAGUCUUAUUCCAAAUUCAUCCAUCAGUCGUGCAUGGUCCUUCCGUCCACGUAAACUUGAUAACGAAAAACAGAUUACUAGCCCACAGCGUAGUGUUAACGAACGAAAAACAUUUCCACCGAAGAUAAUUCCAGGAAGUGUAUCAUCACCUGUUAAAGUUUCUGUUGGAGAAAUUGCCAGGCUAUCCAUUGAAGUAACUAACUACGAGGGCAUUAAUGUUACUUGGAAAAAAGAUAGCAAUAAUACUGACAUUGAAACAGAUGAUCGGAUUCAAGUUCAUCAAAGUGCUGGUCUAAUUUACUUGGAAAUUUCACGUUGUCGUAUUGAUGAUGCUGGAACUUAUCAAUGUAAUAUUCAAUCAGAAACUGGAUCAUGUUCCGUUAAAAUUUAUCUUUGUGUUACAGGAGGAAGCGGAGCGACAUGGGCUCAAGUAAUGAGCACAACAAAAGUUAAAAUUGAUUGGGAAAAACGUGAUAUCGAACAAGGAACUCUAGAAUGUCGAACUAUACCUUCAACAUCAUGGAUACCAAUAAUUGAAGAGGUUAAAAAUCCUCCAGUUAUUCUAGAACUGUCAGCUGGUGCUUCAUAUAGCUUUAGAAUUGUAGACAAAUAUGGAAAAGGUGGUACCUCACCAUCUGCCGUUAUCACUUUACCAGUUGAUGAAAGUAUAAACUGGGAAGCUGAACAAUUUGUUGGGAGGUACUUGGAGCUAGAUGAACUUGGUAAGGGUAGGUAUGCUGUUGUAAAACGUGCAAGAGAUCGAGGAACUGGGCAAGAAGUUGCACUUAAGCAAACACCUAGGCACAAGCAAUCGAGAUUAUUAACUAGAGCUGAGUAUGAUCUUUUGGCCUCCACUCACCAUGGUAACAUCAUACGUGCUUAUGCACUAUUUGAAAAUGCGCCUCAGCCAGGAUUAGAUACCAUUGUCCUGGAAUUAGUACGAGGCCCAACAUUAUUUACUUACUUGAGUAAGAAGACUGAAUAUACGGAAGCAAUGGCAAGUAAAUAUGUUCAUCAAUUGUUGUCAGCUCUUCAGUGGCUUCAUCAACGUAAUAAAUAUCAUUUAGAUGUUAAACCUGAAAAUGUGCUUGUCGAUCAAGAUAUUGGAAUUGUCAAAUUGAUUGAUCUUGGUGAAGCAGUACGUGGUCCAGUUGAAGAAGUUGUACCACCAGGAGAUUUAGAAUUUGCUGCCCCAGAAUUAGUUAUUGGUAAACCCACUAGUUUUUAUACAGACUUGUGGGCUACUGGUGUUUUUAUUUAUGUACUUUUAAGUGGCCUUUCACCUUUCUUAGACGAUUCUGUCGAAGAAACAACUGCAAAUAUCUUGAAAUGUGAUUUUUGUUUUCCUGAUGAGUACUUUGAAUUAAUAUCAAAUGAUGCAAAGAAUCUUCUUUUAAAACUUUUAUCUUUAAAAGGAGAAGAUCGAGGAAUGGCUGAAUCCUGCCUAACAUCUCCAUGGUUUAAAAUAUCAAAAGGUGCAACAAUUCCUUCUGCAAGAAUGGCAGCAUUUAUUGAACGUCGAACACAUUGCUCUAAAUCUCACACAGAUGAUUGCUUCUACUCUUCUUGAGAUAAAUCAUUUUAGUAGGCAUCAUUUAAGUUGGAGACGUAGUUUUUAUUAAAAGCCGAACAAAUUAUAUUAUGUAAAUAAGAUAAAUUAAAAUUUUUACAAUUAAGUAAUUGAAUAUGUUUCUAUACAAAUUUAUGUUUACUUGUAAAUUUAAUUAUUUUGUAACAGAUCAUACACUUAGACAUUAAAAUAUUUAUAAAAAUAAGAUUGAAA